GACGGCGGCCGCGCCACUUCCUGGCGGCGGGAGCGGGGCGAUGGCGGCGCAGGACGUGCUGGGCCAGACCGCCCGGCUGGCCUCGUCCAGCGCCCUGCUGCAGGUGCUGUUCCGGGUGGUCACGUUCGGGCUGAACGCCUUCACCCUCCGCUACCUGUCCCGGGAGCUGCUCGGCGUGGUCAAUGUCAGGCUGACUCUGCUGUACUCAACAGUUGUCUUCCUUGCCAGGGAGGCGUUUCGCAGAGCUUGUUUGAGUGGAAGUGCCAAGAGAAACUGGACCAAAACAAUUAAUCUCCUGUGGCUGACAGUCCCUCUUGGUGUCUUUUGGUCUCUUACCUCGGGCUUAGUCUGGCUGUACUUGCUUGAAGUACCCGAUCCUUCUGUGGUUCCUCACUAUCAGGCUGGUGUAGUGGCAUUUGGUCUUUCUGCCAUUAUUGAACUCCUGGGAGAGCCAUUCUGGGUUUUAGCACAAGCUCAUUUGUUUGUGAGACUUAAGGUAAUUGCUGAAAGCCUUUCAGUAGUGUCAAAAUGCAUUUUGACAGUUACUUUAGUAAUCCUUUAUCCUCACUGGGGCCUUUACAUUUUUUGCUUGGCUCAGCUUUUAUAUGUCAGUGUUCUGGUAAUGUGCUAUGUGAUUCAUUUUGUCAUGUUUUUGGGAUCUCCUGAAGCCACAAAGAAAUCAUUUCCAGUUGCUAGGGUGAAAGCUCUAUUACCUAGCUUUGUGGAAGAUGAGACCUUUGUUAACUGGAAGGAAGCACGCUUGACAUGGAGUUUCUUCAAACAAUCCUUCUUGAAACAGAUUUUGACAGAGGGUGAACGUUAUGUGAUGACUUUUUUGAAUGUGUUAAAUUUUGGAGAUCAGGGUGUAUAUGAUAUCGUGAAUAACCUCGGUUCACUGGUGGCCAGGUUUAUCUUUUUGCCUAUUGAGGAGAGCUUUUAUGUAUUUUUUGCUAAAGCAUUGGAAAGAGGGAAGACUGUAAAGGACCAGAAGCAGGAUGAUGUUGCUAUGGCUGCAAAUGUACUGGAAUUGCUGCUGAAACUUGUGCUCCUGAUUGGCCUCACCAUUACUGUUUUUGGCUAUGCCUAUUCUCAGCUGGCUCUGGAUAUUUAUGGAGGCUCAAUGCUCAGUUCUGGAACAGGUCCAGAUCUCCUCCGGUGUUACUCGUUGUAUGUUCUGUUUCUUGCUGUUAAUGGAGUAACAGAAUGUUUUACAUCUGCCUUAAUGUGCAAAGAAGAAGUGGACAGGUACAAUUUUGUUAUGCUGGCAUUGUCUUUCAUAUUUCUGUGCAUCUCUUAUUUCCUGACCCACCAGUAUGGCAGUGUGGGCUUUAUCCUUGCCAACUGCUUCAACAUGGGCAUCAGAAUAGCUCACAGCACCCACUACAUCCAUCACUUCUUCAGAGAAAGCACCCACAGACCCCUCACAGGCCUGCUGCCCUCCCCAGCUCUGCUGCUGGUUUACAUCCUCAGUGCUGGGGUCACUGCUUUCUCAGAGGUGUUGUUCUGCUGUGACAAGGGCUGGAUGGCCAGGCUGAUCCACAUCAGCACAGGUGCCCUGUGCCUUGCAGCAACCCUGGUUACCAUGUUAUGCACAGAGACCAAGCUCAUCCACUUUGUCAGGAGCCAGUUCCUCUCCCGCUAUCUGAAGAAAGGAACAUGACCUGCUCCUGUGCAGAACAGUUCUUGUACGUGCUUGCAGGAAAGGGCUGUAUUUUUUCCAUAAGAUCUGUAUGGAAAAAAGGUUUCCAUGUGUGUUUGGAAGCCCUGAUAAGGGAGUGGCAAUGCUGGAAACUGGCACAUUAAUAUUAUUUUGUCUUCUGAACUGGUCGGUGCAGCAAAAGAGAGGUGAAUAGUUUUCUCUUUAUGAAUCAUUCUUGUCUAAGCUUUUCUUCAAACAGCCUCUGAAGAUCUAAGCUGCACCCACUGAUACAACCUGGUUGACAGACUGCAUGUAGAGAGCUCCCCUUCCUGCCACUGGGCAGUGUAGGAAGGCCUGACGUGGUUUAGAAGGCUUUUAUUUGGCAUGCAUGCUGCUUAACUGGGGAGAAGAUGGUCAGGGAGAAAAAUCCCAAAACCAACCACAACUGUGAAUGCCAUAAAAAUACCCAGAAGCUGAGGAGAACCCUAGAGCAAGGACCAGCACCAGUGUGAGUGUUGUGGAGCAGAACACAGUGUGGUGCAGAGGGAUUGAGCUGUCACUGUUUGAAGUGCAAAGUAGGGAACAGAAGAUCCUGACGUUUACAAGUAAAUUAAUGCAAUACACAGCAUGUGUCCCUGCUGGCUGUGUAAGAUUAUUUCAUUCAUCAGAUCCUUCCUGUCUGAGGACAUUGAUUAAGUUGUCAGAAAUACUCUGAAGCCUUAACUGGAAGGGGUUUUUGGCAUUGUGUGCAUAAGGUGUUGAGUACAAUCACGGAUGGUGCAGUUCAUAAGGUUACUCAUAAAACUUCUUGCUUUCAUCCCAUAUUCUUUUGGGUUUGUCUGAGAUUUUAAACGCCAGCAUGAACAAACUUAUCUCAAUAAAAAUAAUUUUGUCUGUACAACUGAAUGUUAAAUAUAUUUAAUAAUGUUUUUUUUACAAGGAAUUAUGCAUAUUGAAGAUGUUUUCAUUGGAUAGUAAAUACUUCCUUUUGUUCCAAUGUUUUCUCCAUAUCUUGUUUCUUCUUCAAUCUCGACCUCUGGAUUGGUUUGUUUUUUGGUUUUUUUUUUAAUUGAUGAAAAUUUGGAUGUUCAGAAGUUCUAAAAUUCUGUGUAUGGCUGCUGGUUUAGGUGUACUAAUGGUGUAUUAUAUUACUGAUCUAAGAUCUGAACUGGGCAGUUUCAGAAUGUACAAGUGGCAGGUUUAUAAUCAUCAGUGUUCCCUUUGCAGUUUUUGAUGGACCAAAAAAUGUCAAGGUAUGAAAAAUGUGUGCUCAGAUGUGUGUAGUUGAAAGCUUUUAGUUUAAUUAUGUAGCAACUCUGCAGAUCCUUAGACUGCUUAAAAAAAACUCACUGCAGUGGUGGUGUGGAGUUCAUUCUGGUGACCUCAGUGCCCAGGCUGAAAUGCUUUCUAGUGUCAGGGCCUUCAGCUUGUAGUUAGAAAUAUUUUCUAAACUCUGGUAGUUCCCACUUGGAAAACAUUGCCAAAGAUACUGUAUUUGAGAAUUUGGUGAUUGAAAAAUUAUCAUAGAGAAGCCAAAAUGUCACAGUGAAGAAAAAGUCUUGCUGAUUCUUCUUAUGCUGUUUUGAAAUCUGUCAAAAUGAAACAAACUCUACCUUUUUCUGUCUUCUUAAUUGAAUUUAGUAAUUCUUUGCCUUUUACAUUUUUCUCUUCAGAAUGUCCUACACCUUUUUUUUCUCUUUUCUGUCAGGUGUGGAGUUAGUUGUAAAGUACAGGUUCAAAUAUUGCAGAGGGUUGAAACUUCUUUAUGAUGAAUGGUCAAUGCUUACAACAGUUGCUUCUUCCUUACUUGUUAAGACAGUUGAACCUAUGGCUGUGUUUUAAGGUCUGUCUUUUUCUGUGUGCCUUUGGGAUCCUACUGUGGUAAUAUCUCAAUCUGUACAGUGAAUUUUUAUAACUCCUUGGAAUGAGAAAUUUUGUACAGCCCUGCACCUAAAGUGCUUUGGAAGUGGAAGAACUUCUCAUACCAGAUUGAAGCUUGAAGUCCUUCUGCCUUGUCUGCUCUUACAGCCCCAGCUGUACACUGAUAUUACUUCUGCUACUUGUAAUCUUGUAAGUAGGGUGAUAUGAGAUACUCUCCUGUGACAUGACCUGUGUAGUCUCAUAAAUAUUAUUUAAUAGAAAUGAAUUAUUUAGUAUAAUAUGAAUUAAUUUAAAGACAACUUACGUUUUUAUACCAGUUUGUGUUAUUUUGUAUUGGAAAUAUGAUUUGUCUUAUUUCAUAUUGGCAAAUCUCAUGUCUCAAGUGCUAUUUUAUAUGAACCAGGAAUACAGUUAAGGUGACUUAAUGAUUGCUCAUUAGCAAAUUAAGGACACAUUCCUCAUCUAAACAUCAUCUGUAGGCAGCUCAGUGAUGGUUGACUGGUGUUUGUGAUUUGGGAUGUUUUAUUUUUAAUGUUUUAUGUGGCAAGAAACUGCAAGAAGAGACACAACGUAGAGACCUGUGAAACUACUGGUUUUUUAUUUAUCAGUGGGAUCCUUAAUGUCAGAGCUAUUAAUUGCUUUAUUGCUAAAGCAGCAAACUCUCAAACUCAGGGACCAAGUUGAGAUUGAACUUGACCACGUUUCCCUUUUGUUUUAGCCUUGUUCAUCAGUCAAAAGCACCACUGCCUAAAGUGUCAUGAAGCUGUUUUCCAGAGUUCUGAAAUCUUUUAGUUUCAGCCAAAGGGGAAUGAAACAUUUUCUUUGGUGGGGAAGGUUAUGAUUUCAUGCUUUGUGGUGCGCUUUUCUUAUUUGUUGGAUGAAUGAUUUUCAAGGUAACACUAAAUAAAAUUUAUUUCCUUUA
Molecule: messenger RNA, 4442 nt
Organism: Taeniopygia guttata (zebra finch)
Lineage: Eukaryota; Metazoa; Chordata; Aves; Passeriformes; Estrildidae
Product: man(5)GlcNAc(2)-PP-dolichol translocation protein RFT1
Biological process (GO): dolichol-linked oligosaccharide biosynthetic process; glycolipid translocation
Cellular component (GO): endoplasmic reticulum membrane
Source: RefSeq, a predicted model, not a curated record